Molecule: messenger RNA, 2199 nt
Organism: Penaeus vannamei (Pacific white shrimp)
Lineage: Eukaryota; Metazoa; Arthropoda; Malacostraca; Decapoda; Penaeidae
Source: RefSeq, a predicted model, not a curated record
UUAUAUAAAACAGAAAAGUAAUUUACCUGUGAACGCGAUUAUAAAAGAAAUGCCGUACGUUAAUCUUCAAGGUUAACGGAGAUAGAGAGCGACCCUGGGCAUAACACACGGUACAUUGCUAUGGUUAUUUCGAUAUUUAAGGAGACACCGCCUCCCGCCCGUGAAUCCUCCGAAGGCAUCACCGUCAGCAAUGGGUCUGUGGCUGCGGGCGGUGCCUCGGCUGCGGGCGCCUCUCCUGCGGGCGUCUGCGCUCCGCCUCGACCUCGGGGACAGGGGCGUCUUGGGAGAGAAGCGAGCGAGUAUACCAUAUACGAGCCCAGAGCAGCGGGAACGUGAAGUGGCUCUGGCCGGUCGACAGGGAAUCGCUCAGUUUCCACCUCGUCCACAAUCACGGCACCAGAAUGGGGUUAUACCACAUGAGACUCAAUAGCGCGAGCCCCCUCAAGACAGAGGACGUCGAAAGGGCUCUUUUCCACUUGCAGAGGAAGAAUCCUGCCCUGAGGGUAGAUCUCCGACUUCGUGAAAAUGUCUGGUGGUUUUGUGAACAAGAAGGGAUUAAAGUAGAUUUUAAGAUGCUUAGCGAAGGAACCAGCUCGGAGGAGGAGAUCCAACGAAUGUGUGAAGGAGGGUUUCCUGACGGGGCCACUUGGAAGUUCAGAAUGAUCCCUCUGGGGAAGGACGCUCCGUGCGCCAUCCCAGAGGUCAAGGGUGACUUUCCUUAUCAGUACAGUAUUAUGGUGACCGGCCACCACGCGUUAGGUGACGGUCUGAGUGCCUCGUUGGUGGCGAAACAGAUGGUGGAGCUGUUGAAUGAUGUGAUCCUCGGAUGCCACGUUAGUGAUGAGGUGUCCAGUCGGUUCGUUCAGAGGGAGGAACUCGGGGAAAUCGAAUCAAGGAUAAUAAAGAAAUUGGAAGAGGACCCUGAGCGUCACGAUUACGUCAAACAGACUAUGCCGACGUCCACUCCUUUAUUACUGCAAGCGUUUCCACGGCCCUCAGUGGAUCGAGCCGCAACCAGACAUCUUUCACGCAUCGUUGACGUCGAGGUUACACGGAAAUUCGAAAAGCAGUGCAAAUCACACGGAGUCACCAUCAACAGUGCUUUCAGUGCCGUGAUCAACAUUGCCUUAAUCAGACUGGUGCAGAAGUCUGGUAUAUCCCAACAGUCAUACCAGAUUGCUAGUAAUCAUGCUGUAAGCAUGUUACGGUACCUGAAACGGACGCCCCGUGAUGUGGUGGGAGGCUACGCCGUGCUUCGCUCCCACAUCUCGAAAGUGACUGACAAUCACGCGAAGAAUUUCUGGGAAUAUGCCACAGAGAUCAACGGAGAGCUGCGAGAGGGCCUGACUUCAGAACUCCCUCUCGAGCAGAAGAUGGCUCGCCUCAUGGCCCAGCCGAACCACUGGAAGGAAUGGGCCCAGAACCCCCCCGCGGUCGUCCAUGACUACGGGAUCACCAACAUUGGUCACUUCCCGAUGCCUGAACGACGUGUAGACGACCAGGUCCUGGUGACGGACGCUGCAUCUGUCGCCAUGGUGCAUAAAUACAUCCACAUGCUCCUCUUUCUCGUUCACACGUUUAGGGGUCGUUGCAAUUACUCUAUAAGUUACGCAACGGAUCACAUUGCAGACGAGACAGCUAUCCUCUUGGCGGACGAAGUGAUGGCAGUCUAUCAGGAGGUCAGUGAAGUGAACGGAAUGUAGAAUUAUGAAAUGAAAAUGCUGAAUAUUAUGCAUAAUACGUUAUUAGUGAAUAAUGAAAAUGCGAACAUCAAUAAUUACGUUUUAUCAUAGUUGCCCUUUGUUUUUGUUUUUGUUUUAUCGCUGGUGAUAUUUUUAUCAAUUUUAAAGAUUGCCAUAAGGUCAAGAGAAUGAAUCUCCUAAUUUCUGAUUCUUCGAGACCUGACCAGUGACGGGUUAUAGAAAUCGGUGCUGUAGUGUUGAUGUGAUAGAAUUCUGCAUUGUGAAAUUUGAGCCCGUAAGGACCUUUUGUUAUGCCAUUGUUAAUUCUACUUCUCAUAAAGGGGAUAUAUAUUUUUAGUAAUAAUUAAACCGAAUUAAAUAAUUAAAAUCGGUAUAAAACGAUAUCGAUAACAAAGUAAUGUCGACGAAAACGUUUGUGAUGAUAAGCAACACAGCACGGACUAUUUUGAGAUGGAAUAACUGUUAUAUUUCUCAAUAAAUAAAGCUGUUGAUUUUC